AUGGUCAACCGCACUUGGCACACCGUGGCCGCCGACAACGCGUUGUGGAAAGCGCUGGCGCUGAGCAAUGGGUGGCGGCUGCCCGACGACGUGAGUACGGCGACGCGCGACAUCGUGGCCAAGCUCAAUAGAGCCAAGGCCAUGCCCGGCACCGGCAGUGGCGCGUGGAAGGCGUGGUUCAUUUCGGCGCUGGUGGAGCGGGUGCUCGACGGCAAGACCGAGCGCGAGCUGGUCGCGGCGGAGGACGACCAUCAUCAACAAACGAAGAAGAAGAAGAAGAAGAGAGUGAACCGCGGCUUCGAGGAUACGAAUGACGCUGGCGGUGAAGAGGCAGAGGCGGCUGAUGACGAUGAUGAAGAAGAAGAAGAUGAAGAAGAAGAAGACGCCACGUCGUAUUCCAACAACAGCAAGGUGCAGAUGGCCAGCAGACAGGUGGUCGUGAGUCGUCCCAUCGGCUUGGACGACGAGCCAGCGGCCGAGGAGCUGCAGGGGGGCACCGUGUGGGGCAUCCUCAACUUCCUGCUGACCGAGGACAUGCCCAACAGCGAUAAGGCCAUAGCGGCGUUCCUGACUACACACACGCUGUUCACCGAAAGCGGCCACGUGCUCGACCUGGCCAUCAACUUUUUCGAGGGAUCUGCCCACGCGCAGGCGUCCGACACCUUCCAGCGUCUCUGGAACAAGUACAAGGGCCAAUUCACCCAAGCCAGGGUUUUGCAGAUGCUGGAGAAGUGGUUGGCCAAGUACCCGGGGGCGUUCGUUCGUCGGUCCCCCUUUGCGAGCCCUGCCAACAAGGCUGCGGCGUCACCUGCACCCGCGGCCAUGCGCAAGACGCUGGACGCGUUUCUUGAGCGCGCCACCGCGAAGGCCGCCUCCCAGUUCGAGCAGGCGCUGGCCCGCCUGCGCGACCGACUCGGCGCGCUCACCGCCACUGCCGCCGCCGCGCAAUGUGAGGAGCCCGACGAGGGGCUCGACGACGACAACAGCACGCCCGAGGACUUCGAGGGAAGCGACGAUGAACUGCUCAAGGAGUACCAAGCGCUGGAUCUGCUCAAGAUCAAGACGGAGGUGCUGGCGCGGCAGCUCACGCUGAUUGACUACGAGCUGCUUCAGGGGCUCACACACGAAGAGCUCCUCGAGCAGCGAUGGAAGCGGCAGGCCAAGUUUUGCCCGAACGUCCGACGCUUCGUCAAUCACUUCAACUACAUUUCGGCGGUGGUGACGACCUCGAUCGUGCUGCAGAUCACGGACAAAGCGCGGGCCAAGUUCAUCAAGAAGUGGGUCGAAGUGGCCGACAAGUGCCUCCAGCUCAACAACAUCAGCUGCGCGCUGGACAUCGUCUCCGGCAUCGGCUCGUCCCCCAUCUUCCGGCUUCGCAAGACCUGGAGCCGGGUGUCCAAGUCGCUCGUGAAGCGCUUGGAGGGGCUGCAGGCCGAACUCACGCGCAGCCACUCCUACAAGCGCCUGCGCGAUCGCCUCUUCACGGCCACCCCGCCCUGCGUUCCGUAUCUCGGGAUGUACCUGGUGGACCUCGCCUUCAUCAGCGACGGCAACCCACACCUGGUGCAGGUAGACUGGCCCGACCACGAGGCCGGCGUGCCCUGCUGGCCCUACCACUACAUGACCGCCAACGCCAUCAAUCACGGUCACCCGUACCCCUUCACGAAGGACGAGGAGCUGUGCCGCAAACUUCUCAGCCUAAAGCACCUCAGCGCGGAGAGGCGCUACCAGCUGUCGCUCUUGCGGGAGCCGCGCGAACCCGGCAGAUCGGCGCCCACUCCUUCCUUCGAGUCCUGUUGA
Molecule: messenger RNA, 1800 nt
Organism: Acanthamoeba castellanii str. Neff
Lineage: Eukaryota; Discosea; Longamoebia; Acanthamoebidae
Product: RasGEF domain containing protein
Exons: 12
Coding region: 1-1800 (599 amino acids)
Biological process (GO): Ras protein signal transduction; positive regulation of GTPase activity
Cellular component (GO): plasma membrane
Molecular function (GO): guanyl-nucleotide exchange factor activity
Source: RefSeq, a predicted model, not a curated record